ACUUCUAUGCCAGCAGCAUGGGAAAGUUGGCGGUUGUGUUGGUCUUCGCUGUGGCUGCCGCAGCCCUGAUCGGACAACGUCUUAUUGCGCUAAGUCAUCUGUCGCUUGCAUUUAGAGAACUCACCCAAAAUCACCUUCCUAAUUGUCAUCUGAUAAAGGGAAUAGUGACUGGAGCUGAAGACAUCACCGUACUGGAAGAUGGACUGGCCUUCAUAAGCUCUGGUCUGAAAUAUCCAGGAUUGCCUCCCUAUUCCGAUGUCCCUGGGAAAAUAUACACUCUAGACCUGCUUUCAGGAGUUGGUCCUGUAGACUUGCACAUCAGGGGAGAUUUUGACACCGAGUCUUUCAACCCACAUGGAAUCAGCAUAUAUAUAGAUGAUAAAGAUGGCACCAUAUAUUUAUUUGUUGUGAAUCAUCCCCAAAACAACAGCCUUGUCGAGAUCUUUAAAGUUCUUGAGGAUGAAAACACUCUUGAGCAUGUGAAGACCAUCAAACAUGCCCUGCUCCAUAACGUGAAUGACAUCGUGGCUGUGGGAGUAGAGAGCUUUUACGCCACCAAUGAUCACUACUUCACCAACAACAUGCUGAAGACUCUGGAGUUCCUCUUCCCUCUGCACUGGUGUGACGUAGUGUUCUAUAGCCCUGGGGCAGUUAAAUCUGUGGCAGGGGGCUUUGCUUCUGCCAACGGCAUCAAUAUCUCUCCAGACAAAAGAUAUCUGUAUGUUUCAGAUGUCACGGAUCACAAAAUCGUUGUGCUGGAGAUCCAAAAAGAUGGCGUGCUAUCCCGUGUAAAGGAAGUUGCGGUGGGAUCCCUCUGUGACAACAUAGAAGUGGAGAGUGAGACUGGUGAUUUGUGGAUGGGUUGCCAUCCAAAUGGAGCCAAAUUACUUCGCAGUGAUCCAAGUGAUCCACCUGGCUCAGAGGUAAUUCGUCUUCAGAAUAUUCACUCUGAAGAGCCAGUGGUAACCCAGGUAUACAUGGACGAUGGCAGAGUGAUUAUAGGAUCCUCAGUGGCUGCACCCUACAGAGGAACACUUCUCAUAGGAACAGUUUACCACAAAGCCCUGCAGUGUGACCUUAAGUGACACCAGUCCUGGAACCUGGCGCUGGUCACCUGACACUGCAGUGCCUCUCGGUUAUGUCUGCAGCUGUACGUCUAUUAACACAACACUCUGUGUAGUAAACAACUGUGAUUUUC
This is a messenger RNA of Electrophorus electricus (electric eel), 1198 nucleotides long. RefSeq names its product serum paraoxonase/arylesterase 2-like. The record is from RefSeq and is a predicted model, not a curated record. NCBI's taxonomy places the organism in Eukaryota, Metazoa, Chordata, Actinopteri, Gymnotiformes, Gymnotidae. Gene Ontology annotation, molecular function: arylesterase activity.